AUGUGUUGUGGCAGCUCCAUCUCGUGGUGGCGGCGCGGGUCGGGCGUGGCGGUGGGCGGCGCGGGCCGCGUGAGCGCGCGCGGCCCCGAGCUGCGCCUGGCGCCGGCACUGGCGCCCGACGCCGGCGUCUACGCCUGCGCCGUGGCGGCGCCCGCGGGCCCUGCCGCUCGCCGCGACAUCGACAUACAAGUCCGCAACCCUCCGAAAAUUUCUCCAUUUAUUUUUUCAUCGGAACUCACUGAGGGUAGUUCAGUGCAGGUGCUGUGCGGCGUGUCGUCCGGGGACAAGCCCAUGUACUUCACAUGGCUUAAGGACGGUGCUCCUCUACCGCCGAACCUACAGAUAGAAGAAAAGAGUCUGAAUGAGUUCUCUCUACUGAUGUUCUCGGAUCUGACGGCACGACACAGUGGCGAGUACACGUGUCGCGUGUCCAACCACGCCGCCACCGUCAACUACACCGCGCAGCUCAGCGUCAAGGGUGAGUGUGCCCCCGCCUCCUGCGCACUGCGCCCGGCAGCCGUGGUGACCGUUGCUUUGCUCGCUGCAGUGGCUCCGGCGUGGGCCACGGAGCCCCUGGACGCGGCCGUGCUGCUGGGCGCGCCGCUGCAGCUCGAGUGCGCCGCCCGCGGACAUCCCGCGCCCGCUGUCACGUGGUACCGCCGUAUGGGCGAGGGCGCUUCGCUAGGCGGUGACAGUGGAGAGCAGUGGGAACCGGUGGGGGCAGGUGAAUGGGGAGUAGACGGAGUGCGGGCGCGCAACGGUUCGCUCGCAGCCAGCGCGGCGGCGCGCGCGCACCAGGGCCUGUACCGCUGCGUGGCCGACAACGGAGUGGGGCCGCCGCUGCUCAAGCACGUCAACAUUACUGUGCACGAGCCGGCGCACCUGGAGGGCGCGGGCGGCAACGCGUCGUGCGUGCGCGGCCAGCCCGCGGCGCUGGCGUGCGUGGCGCGAGGCGACGCGCCGCUGCACGUGCACUGGACGCACCGCGGCGCGCGCCUCGACACUGCCUCCUACCGGUGCGCAUACACUUCUCUACACAAUUUACUAUCUUGUAGACAAUUCAUACAAACGUACUCAUACGUGCUAGGCUUUCUUUAA
Molecule: messenger RNA, 1098 nt
Organism: Helicoverpa zea (corn earworm)
Lineage: Eukaryota; Metazoa; Arthropoda; Insecta; Lepidoptera; Noctuidae
Product: Down syndrome cell adhesion molecule-like protein Dscam2
Exons: 5
Coding region: 1-1098 (365 amino acids)
Biological process (GO): cell-cell adhesion
Cellular component (GO): cell-cell junction
Molecular function (GO): cell adhesion molecule binding
Source: RefSeq, a predicted model, not a curated record